AUGAGAAGGAAUCAAGAAGACUCGGAUGUUGAAUUGAGUGUUAGAUCAGAGGUCUCCUCUGUAACUAGUCUAGGAACAGCAAUGAUUGCUGAAGAACAAGAGGAAAGUAGGAAGGAAUGUAAACGAAAGUCUAUCUUUUUAUGCAUAUUCACAGCCUUCUUCCUAAUGCUAGUCAUUCCACAGUUGAGUUUAUUCAUUUACUUUUACUUGACCGUUGAUAGUGAUCCAUCAUUGGCCAAUGAUCCGAAUGCUCUAGUUUUUCGACAUUCUAAUUGUUGUACAAUAGAAAAUAGUUUUGUAGAUUGUUUUACAAGUCUGAAGGAUACAUUCUGUUCCUUCAAUAUUACAUUCCCUGUGCAAGGGUUUGAUGAGGAUAGUGACCCAGAUGCAAUUAAUGAUUGUGUAAUUGCUCCUAACACAACUUUUAGAACACGAACUGAUAGUAUUACAUACAAGAUGAAUGUUGGUUCCGAAGAUUACAUCAAGUAUGCAACUAAUAUGCAAAACAGAACCAAAAUUGAAAACAUUUCAUGUUACACAGAUAGGACAGAGUCUUAUGUGAGUGUAAAUUCCAUAUCUAGGCUAUAUAAUUCAUACUAUUUUGCAAUGAUUGCCAUGGGUAUUCUAAUGUCUGGUUUUUGUUUGGCUAUUAUAAUUGGAUGGAUGGUCAUUCCCUUCAUCAAUUUGAAAAGAGAUGGUCCUAGGAGAAGGAAGAGAAAUAGACAAGCAGCUGCUAAUAUCAUCAAUACUGCUAACAGAUGA
This is a messenger RNA of Naegleria gruberi, 762 nucleotides long. RefSeq lists its product as uncharacterized. Lineage: Eukaryota; Heterolobosea; Eutetramitea; Acrasida; Naegleriidae. The transcript has a single exon. The record is from RefSeq and is a predicted model, not a curated record. The coding region runs from base 1 to 762 and encodes 253 amino acids.